GGGCUGCUGGGCUCGCCUUAAAAUGAAUCGCUUUGCAGGGCGCGGGGGAGCUUAGCGGGAGCGAGAUGCCCGCUGGAGCUGGCCGGCUGCAGUCAUGUUGCAUUGGAAUGAGGAAGUGGAGUGGAGAGGGGAGGGACCGAGAGCGGAGCUGCCUCCUGCCGCGGCUCUGCUGCGAGGAGGAGCAGCAGCACAUGGAGCUGGAGAGGACUGGGAGAACUGUCUGCAGCCAGCCCCGGCCAGAGCAGAUUACUUGAGGAAAAUGGAAACAGAUGAGGCUCAAGAUAUGUCUCAGGUUUCAGGAAAGGAAAGUCCUCCGGUAAGUGAUGUCCCAGAUGAUGCAGAUGAGCCCAUGCCUGUACCAGAAGACCUUUCAACCAGUACAGGAGGACAGCAGAAGAAUGACAGAGUUUUGGCCAGUAAUAUUAAAAUAGAGACUCAGAGUGAUGAAGAGAAUGGGCGUGCCUGUGAAAUGAAUGGGGAAGAAUGUGCGGAGGAUUUACGAAUGCUUGAUGCCUCUGGAGAGAAAAUGAAUGGCUCACACAAUGGCCCAGGCAGCAAAGCUAUGUCAGGAGUUGGAGGCAUUCGACUUCCUAACGGAAAGCUAAAAUGUGAUAUCUGUGGGAUAAUUUGCAUCGGUCCCAAUGUGCUCAUGGUUCACAAAAGAAGCCACACUGGGGAACGCCCUUUCCACUGCACUCAGUGUGGAGCCUCCUUUACUCAGAAAGGCAACCUCCUCCGCCACAUAAAGUUGCAUUCAGGCGAAAAACCCUUCAAAUGUCACUUGUGCAACUAUGCCUGCCGACGCAGGGAUGCCCUCACGGGCCACCUGAGGACUCAUUCUGUUGGCAAACCUCACAAAUGUGGAUACUGUGGCCGAAGCUAUAAACAACGCAGCUCUUUAGAAGAACAUAAAGAACGCUGCCACAAUUAUCUGCAAACCAUGAGCCUCUCAGGCAGCUUGUAUCCAGUCAUAAAAGAGGAAACUAACCACAGUGAAAUGGCUGAAGACUUGUGCAAGAUAGGGUCAGAGAGAUCCCUCGUGCUGGAUAGACUAGCAAGUAACGUCGCCAAACGUAAGAGCUCUAUGCCUCAGAAAUUUGUUGGUGAGAAAUGCUUGUCUGAUGUUCCAUACGAUGCCACCACUAAUUAUGAGAAGGAGAGUGAGAUGAUGCAGACCCAUGUUAUAGACCAGGCCAUUAACAAUGCCAUCAGUUACCUAGGGGCAGAGUCUUUGCGUCCCCUUGUGCAGACACCUCCAGGCAGCUCUGAAGCAGCACCUAUUAUCAGCUCCAUGUAUCAACUCCACAAACCUCUUGGGGACAAUCACGCUCGUUCCAAUCAUACUGCUCAGGACACCGCGGUGGAAAACUUGUUGCUGCUUUCCAAAGCCAAAUCCAUCUCCUCUGAAAGGGAUGCCUCCCCCAGCAAUAGCUGCCAAGACUCAACAGAUACAGAGAGUAAUAAUGAGGAGCGCAGCGGUUUAAUUUACCUGACGAAUCACAUAGUUCCCCAUGCAAGAAAUGGCCUGUCUAUAAAAGAAGAACAGAGGCAAUAUGAAGUCCUGAGGGCAGGUACUGACAAUUCCCACGAUGCUUUCAAAGUGAUCACCAGCAAUGGGGAGCAAGUAAAAGUUUACAAGUGCGAACACUGUAGAGUUCUUUUCUUGGAUCAUGUGAUGUACACCAUCCACAUGGGCUGUCAUGGGUUCCGCGAUCCUUUUGAAUGCAACAUGUGUGGCUACCACAGCCAGGACAGAUAUGAAUUCUCUUCUCACAUAACACGAGGGGAGCACCGUUUCCACAUGAGUUAAAACCCCUCCCACACAGAUGGGACCUUGUCAGCUGUACUACUGGAGCUGUAUGAACAACAAAAAACACCAGUCUAUUGGACAGUAAAAGCAUCCAGAAAUGAAAAUUAGAAGACCUGGCCCCAGGAGUUUUCUCCUCUUGGUAGCAUGUAUUGCAACUUAAUUUUAUAAAAUGCAUAUUGAUGUUUUUAUUGCAAAUAUUUGGAUCACCAAACCUUUAGUAAGUAGCAGCUUUUGUAGUCAGGUAGCUGAAUCCACUUCCUUCUAGCUAUUGCUUUCUGCAGACCUCUCUCUCCAACACAGUUAAGCAUGUGCAUAAUGCACAAAAACUUGGCUGGGGGCUAGAAAGGCCUUGUGCUAAUAUGCUGAGAAUAGGGCUCUUACACCAGACUUUUUUUUUACUUCCCAUUAUUACUUGGGUCAUUAGGAAGACUUAAUUAAAAUAAAGACAAAGCAGCCCAACCAAGACCCUUGAGUGGUGCCAUGGGGACCUGGAAUGGUGUUGCAAGCCUAGACCCUUGACAGGCACUAUUUUAGCAGUGAAGUAAAAUAACACAGUAGCACACACCAAGGUGUGGAUUUUCUUGCCUGCAUGGCAUACCUUAUUUCUAUUGUGAAGCAUAAGGCCAGUUGUUUGAAGGACAUGAGAAACACCCUUGUAAUAUAUACUCUGGAGUGGAAAUUGCAUUUAUUUGGAGAAAAGGGUUUUGUUGACUUUUUAAAAUAAAUAUUUUCCCUCCCUAUCCAAUAAAAACUAACUUUUUCCUUAAAAAUAUAAGGUUUAAAAAUCUUUCCGCAUAAGAAAAUAACCAUUUAUGUAGAAUUUUUUAAAAGGAGUUUUAAUUAUUUAGAAAAAUACAAUGUUCAGUAGGAGAGAGAAAAUGUUUGGAGAUUAUUUUUAUGCACGCUUCUUUCAUUUUGGGGGCAAAAUUUUUACAACUGGCUUCAAAAUUUCCACGUUCACCCAUUUUGCAUAUGAAAAUGCCCAUUCUGCUUGCACAGCAAGUACUCUGGCUAUUUUGCGGGCUGUGUCUGGAAAAUUUAGCCCGCAAUGAUUUUUUUUGACGCACUGAAAUGAAUUAAACAGCCAUUUAAAAAACUUAGUGCCUAUCCCCCUUUUCUCUAAAAUUAACCAUUCAUUAAGAGAUCCAUCCUGCAAGAUACUGAGCGCUCUGGCACCGAUCUAUCAAAGCACUUCAGCUUUUGCCUGAGUAGUCACAUGAACAUAAAUGGAACUAUUCUUAUGCUUAAAGAUAAUCCCAAAUUUAAGGGUUUUUUUUUUUUGCUGGAUUGAGUCCAGAGCAAGGAUCAAGCCCUAUGAAACCAAAAACAUCUAUUCUAUCUCCCCCGCCCCAUCCCCACAUUCAGCGUCCCCUUCUUGGCAAGAUCCUCCCAACUAGCUGUUUAAAUUCCAGUAAAAUGAAAAGACCUCUGAAGCACAAAGGCAGCUGAUAGUAAAAACUGCCAAUCUGUUUGUCUCUUCUUUAGUUCCUCUUCCAAAUAGCUCAUUCCUCUCUGCAGCCUGCUGGCUUUAAGACUGGGUAAUAGUGAUAUUUAUGCAACUUGGUUAAGAAUCGCCCUGCAGAGCUGGAAUAUUUCCACAACAGUACAGGUACUAAUAAUUGAUGAUUGAGUUGCCCAACCCAUUGAAUGUACAAACAUUUCCACUGUAUAAGAGAUUGGUACUACCCCAUAAACAAAAAACAUAUAUUGCAACAGGACCAUUUCUUAAGUUUUGUAAUACUGUUAUGUAUUUUAUAUAUAUAUAUAUAUAU
This is a messenger RNA of Trachemys scripta elegans, 3582 nucleotides long. RefSeq names its product IKAROS family zinc finger 1 (gene IKZF1). The transcript is spliced from 8 exons. NCBI's taxonomy places the organism in Eukaryota, Metazoa, Chordata, Testudines, Emydidae. The record is from RefSeq and is a predicted model, not a curated record. Gene Ontology annotation, biological process: regulation of transcription by RNA polymerase II. Gene Ontology annotation, molecular function: DNA-binding transcription factor activity; RNA polymerase II cis-regulatory region sequence-specific DNA binding. Bases 95 to 1810 code for a protein of 571 amino acids.